Molecule: messenger RNA, 1899 nt
Organism: Ectocarpus sp. CCAP 1310/34
Lineage: Eukaryota; Phaeophyceae; Ectocarpales; Ectocarpaceae
Source: the annotation of a GenBank genome assembly
AUGACGCCGGAGCUGCGGCAUGGGCUGUACGCCGUGGACCCCAAGGACCUCGGAGGCGACAAGUACGAGGCAGAGCGGGAGCAGGAUCGCGAAAACGAAAAGGCUAGGCUGGCGAAGGAACGCGCCCGGCUUAAGAAGCAGGAGAAGGAAGGGAGGAUGCAGCCUGACCCAGAGAUCGUGAAAGGCCUGCUCGACAUGUCCUUCUCAGAAAAUGGAGCACGUCGCGCCGCCCUCAAGACCAAGAACAAAAGCUUUAAUGCGGCCUUGGACUGGGCCAUGGAGCACAGCGAGGACAAGGAUUUCGAAGACCCUCUCCCCGGCUACGACGACGACGACGUGGACGGUGGCGGCAAGAAGGAGGACGAAGGUGCGGGAGGGGAAGAUGGCGGUGCUCCGGGCAAGAAGAAGAAGGGGAGCAAGAGCAAGAAUGCCAAGAUGAUUCCUCUAGAGCUCCAGAGGCUCUUCGCCCGACUGCAGCUGCUUGAUGCACGCACGGUGUCGACUGAGGACUUAACGGAGCGAGGUUUCAAGUGGAAGAACGACGAGGGCCGGAUGCAGCACGAUGCCCACGAGCUGAUCCGACUCCUGAUCGACCGCCUAGAGCGGGACAUGAAGCACUCCAAGGUUAACGCUGGCCUCGUCUCGGCUCUCUACGAGGGGGAUCUAGCCAAUCAGGUGGCAGGCCAGGAAGACCUGGUGACGAGCCUGCUGAGCUACACGCGACCCGAGCGCUUGUCCGGCGACAACAAGUACUUCUGUGACCAGUGCCAGGAGAAGCAGGACGCAUUGCGUUCGCAGACUCUGAGGGCUCUCCCUCCUGUGCUCAUCUUUAGCCUCAAUAGGUUUGAGUUUGACUUCGAGACGAUGGAGCGAGUGAAGGUCAAGCAGGAGUUCAAGUACCCCCUCACGCUGGACAUGGAGCCCUUCGUGGAAGGUCGGGCGUGGUCCGGCAACGACAACUCGGACGAGAGCCAAGUUCCCGAGCUGGCCGGGGACCCCGAAGUGCCGGGCACCUGUCGAAACCGCCAAAAGUGGGUGCCGCAGGCGUGGAACGACGCUCAAGCUGAAGCGAUCACGCUCCAAACAUCCCUCGCCGCCACAAGCGACCACGGCCAAGCUGCCAAAGACUGCCUGCAGGAGGGCCGGUGGCUCCCUCCGUCGGGGUUGAAUCCGUCUCAACCGGCCCACGCGGGGGAAGACGAGGAGAAGGAAGGCGUUGGCUUGGGGGGGGAUGGGGGUGGCCAAGACGAAGGCAAGAAGAGCGAUGGGCCGUUAGGGGUGGGGACAGGAUUGGCGGGGCCGAUGGAGCUAUUGCUGGAGGUGUUCGAGGACGCUCCGAAGCACCAAGACCUGGGGAAGCCUUGCAUGCAGCUGAAGGAGUUGAGGGCUAAGACGCGCUCGCGCUUGGGCGGCAAGAGAUGGGAUAAGGUAUUUAAACCGCGACUGGACAAGUUCAUCAUGGACCACGCAGACGUGUUCAUGCUCCAGGAGACAGAGACCAGCGGCGUGGAAGUGCUCCUCCUGCACAGGCCGGGGGGGGGUGAGGGUGAUGCCGCGGAGCCCCCCGCGGGAAACGCCGCCGAGAGUGGGGGGGGUGGGGCCCCCGGUGCGGAUGGCCAGCAAAGCUUGGCGCCAGCCAACGGAACUGCCCUUGCGGACACUGUGGGGGACGGCGGCGGUGGCGGCGGCAACGGGUCGGCGGCGAGCAAGGCGGUGCCCCCGGGGGCGGUGGAUGCGCUCGCGUCGGAGAAACACGGCCGGUGGUUUAGCUUCGACGACCGGAAGGUGACGCCGAUCUCUAUUCGCGAUCUGCAGAAGCCUUUCGAAGGGGCGGAGACUGCCUACCUUCUCAUCUACAGAUCCAGGAAUAUAAGCUCGAUUCGGAAAGGCCCGCUUUAG